UAUCGCUCAGCAAUCCUACUUUAUUCCGCAUCAAAACGUUCACCCGAGAUGUCAGUCCUCUGGGUCCUAUUCAAGAACAGAUGGAUCACCCCACCUGCGCCUUUCGAAGGCUCCUUCGAAGGCAAGACCAUCCUAGUAACAGGCGCCACAUCUGGGAUUGGGCUCGAAGCGGUAGUCAAAUUCGCCGCACAGGGCGCGACUAAAGUCAUUAUGACGGCGCGAGACAAACAGAAAGGCGAAUCCACCAAAUCCGCCAUCGAAAAGCGUCUCGAGAAGAAGGUGGUCCUCGAGGUCUGGGAACUCGAUAUGAAUUCUUACGAAAGCAUUGUCGCGUUUGCCGAGAGAGCAAAGACACUCGAUAGUCUGGAUAUUGCUAUCCUCAAUGCUGGAUUACAUAAGGUGAAGUAUACGCAGUCCGGGAAUGGAUGGGAGGAAGACCUUCAAGUCAAUGCGCUAUCGACCACUCUACUGGCUACCCUACUGCUCCCCACCCUUCUCGCAUCGAAGAAGAAGACGGGCAGGACUGCAGUUCUAGAGUUUGUGAACUCUGGACUACACGAGACCGCCAAACUUCCUUCCAAGGCACGCCAAUCCGAAAAUAUCAUCGAGUUCUAUAACAAACCCGAGAAUUUUGGAGCAUCGAAUCAAUACAGCUUCACCAAGUUGUUCCAGAUGUUCGCGGUCGGAAUACUCUCGAAGAAGGUUUCUGCUGAAGAUGUCAUCGUCACGUCCAUCUGCCCCGGACCAGUCUUAACUUCCAUCGCGCGCGACAUAUCGUUCCCCGGCAUAUCCCUCAUCAAAUACAUCGCCAGCCUCCUCGCCAUGCACACCCCCGCCAUCGGCGCCAACGUCAUCUUAACCGGCACAGCGCAGGGCCCCGCCUCCCACGGCAGAUUCUGGAACAUGGGCGUCAUCAAACCCGUUGCGCCGACCUUGGCGGGCGUCGAGAACGAGAAGCUCGGUGAGCAGGUGUGGCGCGAGAUGGUUACCGUUUUGGCGAAGGAAGUUAGGGGCGUUGAUGUACUGGGGGUGGUGAAGGGGUUGGAUGAGGUGGGGGUGUAA
Molecule: messenger RNA, 1062 nt
Organism: Periconia digitata
Lineage: Eukaryota; Fungi; Ascomycota; Dothideomycetes; Pleosporales; Periconiaceae
Source: the annotation of a GenBank genome assembly